Molecule: messenger RNA, 3831 nt
Organism: Trichoderma breve
Lineage: Eukaryota; Fungi; Ascomycota; Sordariomycetes; Hypocreales; Hypocreaceae
Product: AAA domain-containing protein
Exons: 5
Coding region: 1-3831 (1276 amino acids)
Molecular function (GO): protein binding; ATP hydrolysis activity; ADP binding
Source: RefSeq, a predicted model, not a curated record
AUGCGUCGAUUUAAUAUCAGCAGCAACACAUUUUACAGCGAUGCCCACAUUAGCCAGGGGGACAUGAACUGGCGCCAACCGGCUCGACCUGCCGUCUGCCGUGUUCCUUAUUUCCGUAAUAAAAAUCUGGUCGGUCGUCCAGAUCUCAUGAAUGAGCUCAACAGGCUCCUACCGCAGGAAUCAACAGGUUACCGUAGUGCUGCUCUCUGGGGUAGAGCCGGGUCAGGGAAAACGCAGCUUGCGCUCGAAUAUGCAUAUCGGCGAUUUGAUAAUGAUAAAAACUGCUUUGUGUUUUGGGUAAAUGCUGAGACUCAGGGAACUUUUUUACAAGAUUUUGAAUCUAUCGGGCAAACAUUGGAUAUAUUCAAAACAUACCUCACAACCAUAGAUCUAUUGAGGGCUGUCCGCGAUCAAAUUGAAGCACUGCCAAAGUGGGUGCUUAUCCUCGACAAUGCUGACGACUUGCGACUGCUUGGCGUUAAUCAAGAAGCAGAGCAGAUAAGGAACUUGAUUCGGUACAUUCCUCGGGCAUCCAAUGGAACAGUGUUGUGGACCUCUCGCGAUGCCCAUAUUGCAGGGACACUUGUACCCCCAGCACAAUGCAUUGAGGUUGCAAGCAUGACAUCCAAUGAAGCGAAGGAGCUCUUGAAAAAAACCAGAAAUCUGAGAAAGAGUACAGAAGAAGUACAAGAAGUACAAGAAGAAGAAGUUGAGACCGCUGCCUUGUUAGAGAAGCUUUUGUGGCUUCCGUUGGCCAUCACGCAAGUCGGCGCAUAUAUGAGACGGACAUCAACAUCAGCCAAGGAAUAUUUAUAUUUAUUAGAGCAAGGCCGGAAAAGGUGGGAUACUUUAGACGAGUACGACGAACAUCGGAGGCUUCCUUUGCUCAAGCAGGCUGUAACCGAUGUCAAGCAACCACCAAGCUGCCAUUUUCUAGUUCCCAUCAAACGGAGCCCAUACUUCACUGGCAGAGAAGAUCUUUUAUGGGCCCUUCUAAUGAGGAUGCGGCCCCGUUUGGGAGAUUUCGAUGAUUGCCAGAAGACCAUUAUUGAAGGCCCUGAGGGUAUCGGCAAGACGCAGGUUGCCCUGGAGGCUGCCUAUCGUCUCCAUGCCAAGGAUCCAAGUUGCUCUAUCUUCUGGGUGUCAGCGAAAGAUACAAUAAGUUUAGAAAACUCUUACUACAAUAUUGGCGAAAAACUCAACAUUGAAGGACUUGACAAUGACGGAGCUAACAUCAACCUGCUUGUGCGGAUCGCCUUGGAUAAAGAAAUCAGCGGUCCUUGGCUCUUGGUCGUCGAUGAUGCAGAUGAUUUUGAGCGGUUGGGAUUCACAAACUAUCUGCCAUCCUGUCUACAUGGUUCAAUUUUAUUCAUACAGCGGAAACUUAAGACAACAGCGAGGCCUUAUAUCCCAAAAGAUAGCAUCUUGCGCGUUGAAGAAAUGGACUGUGGCGAAGCUCUCAACUUACUAAAAAUUUGUUUGAAAGAAGCCCAGGAGACAGAAUUUAGCGACAUAAAGCAGUUACUUGAUUUCUUGGAUGAUUUAUCACGGAGUUACGAAAGACAGGGUCAUUGGGCGGAAGCCCAAAAGCUGGGGAAAGAGCUCAUAGAAGCUCAUAUGGUGAUAUUCGGAGAUGAAGACAAUGUUACACUGGAAAUAAUGGACGAAAUGCUGCAGAGAUAUAAGAAUCGGGGCCAGUGGCAGGAUGCUGAGAUUCUACAACUACGGAUAAUAGAAACUCACAAAAAGAUCCUUGGGGCCGACAAACACACGGUUGCUAGUAUUCGGAGUCUAGCAUUCAUAAACAAGAAUCAGGGCCGACUUGAGGAAGCUGACAAGCUAUAUAUAUCGACAAUCGGGACUCAUGAAACGAAGCUUGGAAAUAUUAGCGAAAAUAUGUCUUUAACGAGCGAACCAGAAGACUUGGAAGGAGAUUCUGGAUAUGCAUCAGCGUCACGGCGAGCGACCACAACAGUGCCAUCAGUGUCUGGCCUUCAGAAUGAUAUCGAUGAUGUCACAUCACCGGAGAAAGCAGAAGUGGAAAAUGUCAUAUCAGUGUCAGUGGAUGACGAUGUUAGGUCUGUCGUUUCUGAAGGUGAUGAUGUUAGAUCACAAAUAUCUGAUGUCACCACCAAUGAAGGAAUGACUGGCAAAGCACUCAUCAGGGCAUUUCUAGCCGAGCAGCCACAGUUCAAAGCGUUAUGUGAAAAAGCCUUGGCUAAAAUGAACAGACACCGUUUCAUUGAGAAUAUGAGUCGGUUACUCAGGUCAUUCCACAAAGGGCUGGCAGCAGAAGCCAAAUCCGAGGCCGAAAAGGUUGUCACCGGGCUGUUACGAAGUAAGAGAGGCAGGAGACGAAUUAGCGAGCAGCUUGCAGCACAUAUUGAUAUGGAGCAUGAAGAAACUCAAGAUAAAAUCGACUUGGAAAUUUCUUCGUCAAAAAUGCAGAAUGUCGAGGACUGGCUCUCUCAAGCGAUGAAGCCCUCCUCGAUUGAGGAUGUGGAACUCUCAGUCGAUCUUCACCAAGACAUAGAACAAGACAGCGAUGCCAUGGAGAUGGAUUCAGAAGAUGGCAACGAGGCAUACAGUUUCCCCUACAUCUCAGAGCUGAAGGCAUUUCUACUGGCUUCCAAGGCAUUUCAAAGUCUUCAAGUGCAGUUCGCGUUGAUGUUCUUGUCAUCUGAUUUGGGGGACGUGCUUCAGUCAAUACCAAGGGAGAGCAUCUGGCUAUCACAAGAACAAGAUGUCUCGAUCUCGAACCGACUCAAGAUAUUAGUAGAGAACACUACUAAAGUGAGAUGGAACUGGUGGCCCUUGGGCCAAGGGAAGCGAAUGCUUAACCCUGGAGAGUCAAGGUUAUUCUGGAGAUGUACUUGUGGUGUAGAGCAGUGGGAGGAAAUAUCUCCAGAACAACGUGAAUUUGUUGAAAGGAUACUCGAGUGGUCGGAUAAUUGUCCCCCCUUGGCAUCUCGAUGCGCUGUGAGAAGGGUACAAGUGACGCUAUUUUCUUCCAUUAAAGGCAUUCUACAAUAUGCAGGUGGACAAAUUACCCGGCCAUCACGAGCAGCUACUAGAUAUACUCCACAAGAAAGUAACUCUUCUACGCCGCCUGAGAACCAGCGACAACCACUCACAGGGGCGACUCCCCUUCAACAGCAACAAGGUCCGACGAUUGGUCAGCAGGUCCAGGCGACUAUCCCGGAUCCUAAUGACAGUCUUCAAUGGUGGAUAUUAUUUGGCGUCAGAGGAGCGCGGCGAACGCUGGUGCCGACCCAAAUCCACGUUACUAGCCAGACAACAGAUGGCCACAUCUUUCAAGAGCUAAAGCGAUGCUAUAUGAUCUAUCGAGGAAGGCUAAGACUAUGGUUCUCAGUCUGGCGCUUAGAAUACUGCGAAGUGGUAAAGUUUAGCAGACUUACCCCUGACCGAAUGGUUCGAGAGUACAGAGAGCUUCCAUCUGAUAAAGAUUACCAUUACGACCCUCGAGCUGGUGAACGGGAUGUUAGAAACCCUCCUAUUUCACCUCACCACUUCCAAACUCUCUUCUACGCCUGCCCCUCGCCAUCCCGCAUCCCGAAGCGAACAAGAGAAUUCGAGAAAGAUCAGAGCUCACCUAUAUGGGGCUUUGAAACCGUCUUUGCGGUUUCAUUUAGCUACGUCCUUGCUUAUCAUCUUGUUAUGGUUGCGGGACCACUCGUAUUUUGGGGACUCUGGAUGAAAUUCCAUCCUGACGACUUACAGAAUGCUUCUGUGCCUAUAACCGUCGUUAUAGGUGCUCUGUCGUUGUUUUGGAGUGGCGCUGGAAUACUGACAAGCAGAGAAAGGGAAUGA